AUGUAUCCCGAGAGGCCACAGUCUGACGCAGACUUGGUUCCGCUUCCACAGUGCGAUGGCCCCAAGUUGAAAGCUUUCGACUUCCAAGGCCCCCAGCAGAUCGAGUUCUUAGACUACCUAGGGUCGGGAACACAUGCUAUUGUGUUCAAAGUCAAUAUAAGAGGUCAGAUCUAUGCUCUCAAACUUUUCAGGUUCACGAGCGACGAAAGCUGGGUCUCUCCAGCAGACGAGGCCAGCCAGGAUGAUCUCGAGGCACUCAGCGCCUUUUACCCAUAUUCUGAGCCUUUCAGCUGCGAAUGUCGUGCUUUUGGCCGGCUCCAGGAGGCCGGUCACGAAGAACUGGCUACCAAGUGUUACGGCUAUGUUCUGUUGGAUGAUGCGCACGAGAACGCCAUGAUGAAUAAGUUCGCCCAUGUCCCCGCCCACAAACUCAACUUCAAUUAUGAUGGUUAUCACGAUGAUGAUGAAGAUGAUUAUUAUAAUGACCCCAAUCUUCGAGAUAUGAGGUCUCGUUUUCUUUGCAGCGACGGUAGCCUCCCGCCACUUCGAGGUAUCGUUAAGGAGUUUGGACAGAGCGAGGAGGACUUGGAUAACAAAGGCGCCAAAAGGCUCCUUAGAGACAUCAAACACAUACAACAACUUGGAAUUACGGCCCUAGAUAUUGCAUGCAGGCAGAUCAUCAGUGGUAAGCUGUCCGAUUUCAGCACAGCCGUCACGGUUCCUCACUUUGUCAGCAACCCAGAGUGGAAUCCACAUCUCACACCAGAUUGGAAAUCAGAUCUGGAGCUUGAACUUUUCACCCUCUGCUACAUGGACUAUCGAAGUUUUGAUCUAAUAGUGCACGACUGGAACGAGGAGCACAAGGAUGAAAAGAAGAAGCAAGUCAAGGUUAGAGCGCUGCCGGAAGGAUGGCCUCCUGAGCGUAGGCGGUUGAGAAACACUCCGGCUCGUGAACGCCUCUAUACCUAUGUUGAUCCGAGGAACUACAAGAAGUAUCUUCCAGUCACUGACAGAAGAGGAAGGAUUGUCAAGAGAAAGGAAGCUCUUCGAAGGAAGCCAUCCCUGUGGUACAUUGAAUGUGAAGCCGCCCCAGCACGCAGACUCAAGGAACUUGAAGAAAUUGACGGCGGCAUUCAUUGGCAGUACCAAAACGGACAUAUCGCGCCUUUGGAACGGGAAUAG
This is a messenger RNA of Fusarium redolens, 1182 nucleotides long. RefSeq names its product kinetochore Sim4 complex subunit FTA2-domain-containing protein. The record is from RefSeq and is a predicted model, not a curated record. The transcript is spliced from 2 exons. Gene Ontology annotation, molecular function: ATP binding. Lineage: Eukaryota; Fungi; Ascomycota; Sordariomycetes; Hypocreales; Nectriaceae. The coding region runs from base 1 to 1182 and encodes 393 amino acids.